AUGAAUCCAUCAAAACUUUUUUCUUCUUUGUUGUUGUUCACACUUUCCCUAAUCUUCAUUUCCCAAGCAUCCGCUGCGUUAUAUGAAGACGUUUGCUUAGCCGCGGCCGAAGACAGCGCCCAAUGCCUCGAAGUUCUGAAAGCCGUGCCACAAAUCGCCUCGGCGAACACCGACAUGGAGCUAUGCAAACUCGUCCUCAAGUUCGCAAUCAAAGAGGGAACCGAAGCUCAGAAUUCCCUAAAGGAAAUGGUGAAAACAAACCCGACAGUCGCAGUUAAAAACUGCGCAACUAUACAUUAUGAUGAGAUUGUUGGAUCAUUCAAAAGUUCAACACGUGAAUUGUAUUCUGAUACACUAACAUCAAACUAUGAUGCUAAACUUGCUGCUGAUGGUGCUGUAGCUUGUGACGCUGAAUUGGAUAGGGAAAAAAUUAGCAUUCCUGCCAUUUCUGAUCUAAAUAGAAAGAUGAAGUUGAUUAGUAAAAUUGCAUUUUUAGCAACGGAUAGGCUUCCAGAGGAGGAAGAUUAA
This is a messenger RNA of Lathyrus sativus (Indian pea), 528 nucleotides long. Lineage: Eukaryota; Viridiplantae; Streptophyta; Magnoliopsida; Fabales; Fabaceae. The record is from the annotation of a GenBank genome assembly.